Molecule: messenger RNA, 1910 nt
Organism: Liolophura sinensis
Lineage: Eukaryota; Metazoa; Mollusca; Polyplacophora; Chitonida; Chitonidae
Product: probable thiopurine S-methyltransferase
Exons: 9
Coding region: 202-1077 (291 amino acids)
Molecular function (GO): thiopurine S-methyltransferase activity
Source: RefSeq, a predicted model, not a curated record
GAGAACGGACAUCCAUGAGCAGAACGGAACAUGUAACUUGUUCGUUUACGAAUAAUUGGGCAAGGUACGAGACUAUAGGCCUGUAUAUUUAUAUAGGCCAAAAGCCGUGCAGAUAAAUUCUCAACACUUUAAACCCCUUAUUAUUCCCCUCGUGGAUGUAGGCUGACGAGUACUGUUGCAUACCUGGUUAACACAAGGUCGAUGUAUGCCCGGCUUAAGGGAGGCUUGUAUAUACUCAAACGCUGUGACCGCCUAACCACCCACAUUAAAGGAUCACGGCCUAGAUCCUUGGCUACUUGGAGAAAAGUGCAUUGCACAGCACGGUAUAUUUCAAACAUGACUUCCAAUACUGAUGCUUCUCAGACCGGAAGUGUCGCCCCAAAGGCUGGUGUGUUGGAAAAAGUCGACACGUUAGAAUCUUGGUUGGAGAGAUGGGAACAGCGAGAUAUAGGAUUUCACAUGGAGAACGUCAAUAAGUCACUGGAAAAACAUAUCGACAGAUUGUUGAAGGGCCGUCAAAAUCUGCGACUUUUCAUUCCGUUAUGUGGGAAGACGGUAGAUAUUAAAUGGCUUGCCGACCAAGGCCAUACCGUUGUUGGAGUUGAAAUUUCCGAACAAGCCAUUAACGAGUUCUUCUCAGAACAGAAGCUUGAGUUCACAAAAAAGGCCGUUCAGGGAUUUGAUGGACCCCUCUAUAAGAGUAGUGAUGAGAAAAUAAGGUUGUACUGUGGGGACCUUUACCAUUUUAACAGAGACCUUGAAGGACAAUUUGAUGGUAUUUGGGACAGAGGUUCUCUUGUAGCUAUCAACAGGGAUGACCGAAAAAAAUAUAGUGAGUUGCUACUGUCGCUGAUGAACCCAGACUGCGUUUACUUGCUGGAUACUUUUACUUACGACCAGUCCAAAUACGAAGGCCCACCUCACUCCACAACUCUUGACGAGGUACAACAACUGUAUGGGUCAGUGUGCACUGUGGAAGAAAUUGACAGCUUUGACGCUUUGGAACAAAGACAUCGUGAUAGUUGGGGAUUAGACCGGUUGACAGAAAACGUGAUCGUGAUGAAUUGGAAACAAUGAUGUGGCAGGGGGAGUCGGGGAGAAAAUUGAAAGUGGGUGGCAAUUCAAAAGUCUAUCCGAGCACACUAUGCGAUUGUCCAGGGGCCCGGCCUUGACCUUAGAGUUUUCAGCAAUACAAAUUUAAUUGGUGUCCCGAAACAUACAUAUCCGGUAUGAACCGUUUAAUGCACAAAAACUUUAAAAGAUUAUAGAAGAUAGCCCACCAAAUCUAAAAGGCUGUGUAAAAGAGCCUUAUUUGAUCGACAGAAAAAAAAGAAUUUCAAAAGUCUUAAAAUAAUUUCUAAUACUUUCUUACUUCACGUUAUUUAUGAAAAUCAAAGAGAACCUAGCUCUAAUUGUAUAGUGCCCAAAGUUAUGUAUUUUGCCAGACGCAGUUAUAAAUAAAUAAGAAUCAAUCCCGUAUGCAUUUAAUCCGUUUGAUUAAAAAAUAAGGAUUUUUAUCUAGUCUUUGUUCUUUUUAGAACAAUAUAUAUGCAAGAUCUGAAAUUUUCCACCAAUUGUAAAGUGGGGGUGCUCUGCACAUACCCCUUCCCCCACAAUACAUCCGAGACGUAGUUACAGAUAAAUAAGAAUCAAUCUCGUAUGCACUUAAUCUGUUUGAUUAAAAAAUAAGGAUUUUUAUCUAGUCUUUGUUCAUUUUAGAACAAUAUAUGUGCAAGAUCUGAAAUUUUUCUCCAAUUGUAAAGUGGGGGUGCUCAACACAUACCCCUCCCCCCCACAACACAUCCGAGACGUAGUUACAGAUAAAUAAGAAUCAAUCUCGUAUGCACUUAAUCUGUUUGAUUAAAAAAUAAGGAUUUUUAUCUAGUCUUUGUUCAUUUUAGAACAAUAUA